CUUUAAAAAAUCGUUUCCACGGUACAUUUUAACAUUUUUUUAAAGAAGAAUAAUAGUGGAAAAACAAAUAUUAGUAAAUAAUGAGAUAUCACGUGCAUGUCACGGAGUUGAUUGGGGAGUGGGGGCAGUUGCGGCGUGGCAUCCAUUUAUCCACCUACUUGCAAGAAACGUGGUGGGGCCCAUUGCACAUGGAAAGGACGCGUGGUGUGGGCCCCCCUCCUCCUACCGAGUGAAAUUACAAACAGCUUAAAAGGCCUAACUCCACAAUAUCAUCGCCGCCACGUGCGGUGUCGGGGGUCAAACUUUUCAAAUUCAAAAUCACCGUCCAACGUGUCAGUAUCCCAUUUGUCCAAUGACGUGUGAGUUGCUCCUCAUUGGCCCAUGGCUUUGUUAAGGUCGUUGAGUUAGGGCAGGCCAUUGCGUACAUUGGCCGCCCUCCUUUACCUCCCAUGGAAAUUGCCAACCACUCUUCCCGUUAUACCCUCGCAUUUUCUAGUUAUUCUGACCGUCCGAUUUCACUAAUACGCUUUCUGUACGACGCUUGAGUAGAAUAAUACACGCGGGUUCACAGAAGAAGGGUGGGAUGCUACUCCAGAGUAUAAUAAAAUGAUGGAAAAAUAAAAUAAAACAAAAGCAAAAAAUGGACAUCCCUUCGUUGCCACCCAAAAACCCUCGGUAUAGUGAUAAUAUAGGCAAAAGAAAGAGAGAGGAAAGGCUCUCUCUCCCUCUCCUCCUUUCUCUUCUCUCUCUCUCUCUAGAAAAUAUUUAACAAAAAAAGAAAAAUAUUUUUUUAAAGGCCUUCUCUCUCUAUCUCUCUAUCAAACCCCUAGCCCUUUUGUUUGUGGGUAUUCAUCGCAAACUUUGGUAUCUCUAGAAAUGGAGUCUUUGGACCCAGCAGCUUGUUUCGUGGACGACCUUCUGGACUUCUCGUCGGACAUAGGCGAGGACGACGACGAUGACCACAAAAGGAGAACCCGUUCUUCUUCUUCCCUCUUAGUUGGUGGUCAUAGCCGUUCACUCCCUGUAAGUUUCCCUCUCCUUUGCUAGGGGACCGAGUUUGCUGUUGAGCCGGACGAGUCCGGCCUGGGUUUCCUCAUUUCGGGGCUGGGUUGGCGUAUUUUUUAGGGUUUGGUCCGAGUUGGCUCAGCCGAGUCACGAGUGAGCCUCCCCUGUGUGACGGUGACACGGCCGAGUCGGAACCAAACGCAUUAAAUGGUGGUGCGAUUUUUUUCUAAACGCGCAGGCGCAGGCCGUGUUUGUGAAGGGGGGCACCACGCCUCCACCUUUGUGUGGGCGUACUUACGAUAUUGUCCCUGGGAAACCCUAAGGACACCGAAUGACCACUAAGCCACAUGCGUUUCCUUUUUUUGUUUUUGGAAAUAUUAAAUGUGGAGAUGGCCACCAUCUUUAUCGCUCUGAGCUGUCAGUCACAAAAUCAGAGCUGUACAAAUAAAUGUGCAAGGAGAUUCUUUCUCUUUCAAACCUUUCUUAGGGCCACCAUUUCAAUAUUUUUGCUUUUGGAUCCUCCUGUCGAGGAAGAGCUGGAAUGGUUGAACAAAGACGUCUUCCCGGGCGUGGAGACAUUCCUGGACUAUCUUCCAACGAGCGUGGAAAACAUUCCCAAGCAGCAGAGCCCAAUUUCGGUGCUCGAGAACAGCAGCCACAGCAGUAGCAGCAAUAACAGCAACAGCAGCACCACUACUAUCAUGAGCUGCUGCGAGAAUUUCCGAGUGCCCAGCCGGGCAAGGAGCAAGCGCCGCCGCAGGCGCCACAAGGACUUCUCGGACAUCCCGGGCCAGCCGUGGUGGUGGUGGAGUAGCCAGGGUAACACCAACGCCAACCACAGCAGCCCUACCAAUAGCAAACAAACAAUUACAAGCUCUACAAUUGGGAGGAAGUGCCAGCAUUGCCAAGCGGAGAAAACCCCCCAAUGGCGGGCAGGCCCCCUCGGCCCCAAAACUCUCUGCAAUGCUUGCGGGGUGCGGUACAAGUCUGGCCGCCUCGUGGCUGAGUAUCGGCCGGCGAGCAGCCCGACUUUCUCAAGCAAGGUGCAUUCUAAUUCGCACAGGAAGAUUAUGGAAAUGAGGAAGCUGAAGCAGAGGGAUGUGGUGGUGAGGCCUUGUGGAUAAUUUGGUGGUUAGGGGAGUGAUGGGUAGGUUUCAGAUUUUUUUUUUUUUUUUUUUGGUUUUUGUUUUUGUUUUCCCCUUUUAGCUUAGUUAGAGAUUAGGGUUUGUUGUAAUGGGAUAGUGCAAAAUCUCUGUUUGGAUUCCGAAAAAUCCAAAGGAGGAAUUUUGACAUUAGUGUGUUUGGUUAUGUUUUAGAAUUAGAACCAAAAAAAAGAAGAAAGUGUUUCGGUUUUGUUCA
Messenger RNA from Vitis vinifera (wine grape), 2364 nucleotides. RefSeq names its product GATA transcription factor 1. Bases 1353 to 2129 code for a protein of 258 amino acids. Gene Ontology annotation, biological process: regulation of DNA-templated transcription. Gene Ontology annotation, molecular function: zinc ion binding; sequence-specific DNA binding. NCBI's taxonomy places the organism in Eukaryota, Viridiplantae, Streptophyta, Magnoliopsida, Vitales, Vitaceae. The transcript has 2 exons. The record is from RefSeq and is a predicted model, not a curated record.